This is a messenger RNA of Musa acuminata AAA Group (dessert banana), 1441 nucleotides long. Its product is annotated as E3 ubiquitin-protein ligase RGLG4. The record is from RefSeq and is a predicted model, not a curated record. Gene Ontology annotation, molecular function: ubiquitin-protein transferase activity. Gene Ontology annotation, cellular component: nucleus. The transcript has 9 exons. Gene Ontology annotation, biological process: protein ubiquitination. NCBI's taxonomy places the organism in Eukaryota, Viridiplantae, Streptophyta, Magnoliopsida, Zingiberales, Musaceae. The coding region runs from base 167 to 1186 and encodes 339 amino acids.
CUCUCUCUUCUUUGAGAUCUCUGAUCUAUUAUACCAGUCCUACAGAUCAAGCAAUCUCCAUCAUUUUAUCCAACCCUAACGAGCACACUCCACCACCUUGGAGUCUUAGUAUUAGAAACCCCAUCUCUCUCUUUCUUCCUCCCUAUAUCUUCUGUGUAACAGUGACAUGGGCAACGUGGUGGCUCGGUUUCUAGGAUGCCGGCCCAGCUUCCUUGACGAGGAGGAGCAGCCGACGACCAAAGAUGAAGCUUCCAAGAGGAGUCGACGGAAGCAGAAAUACGCCUACAUCCCUGACAACUACACCUCAAUCGAACAGGUCACCGAUGCCUUGAGAGACGCAGGUCUGGAGUCAUCGAACCUCAUACUGGGGAUUGAUUUCACCGGAAGCAACGAGUGGACAGGCAAACGUUCCUUCCACGACCUGAGCUUGCACAACAUCAGCAACCACCGGUUGAAUCCUUACCAGCAAGCGAUCUCCAUUAUCGGGAAGGUUUUGGCCUCGUUCGAUGAAGACGACCUGAUUCCUUGCUUCGGAUUCGGCGAUUGUAUGGCCUCCUCCUCCUCUGCUGCUGUCGCUUGGUUUGGAUGUGAUGUUUCCCUACUUCUUCUUCUUCUUCUUCCAGCGACCACCAAGGAUCAAGGGGUGUUCAGCUUCCGCAGUGAUCAUUCGCCCUGCCGUGGAUUCGAAGAAGUCUUGCGUUGCUACAGGGAGAUUGUGCCACACUUAAAAUUAUCAGGGCCUACUUCCUUUGCACCGAUCGUGGAGACCGCUGUCGACAUUGCCGAGAGCAGUGGCGGGCAAUAUCAUGUGCUGGUCAUCAUUGCAGACGGCCAGGUCUCCAGAGACCCCAACAAAGAACCGGAAACAAUCGAGUCAAUCGUGAGGGCAAGUGCUUAUCCAUUAUCGAUUGUGCUCGUUGGAGUUGGCGACGGACCAUGGGAUGACAUGAGGAAGUUUGACGACAGGAUCCCAGCGCGUGAUUUCGACAAUUUCCAGUUCGUCAACUUCACUGAUAUCAUGGGGAGCAAUGCAAACGCAGCGGAGAAGGAAGCAGCCUUUGCCCUCGCUGCUCUCAUGGAGAUCCCCAUCCAAUACAAAGCGACGGUGGAGCUCGGCAUUCUCGGACGUGAGACAGGGAAGCCCAAGCGGCGCGUGCCGCUGCCUCCUCCGUUGCCGCCCAGCUGAAGACAGAGUACAACAAAAGCCUGAGCCAAAGCAGUGACGAGGAGAGGUUUGCCCGAUCUGAUCGACCGAUGCAAAGAACUGAAGGCUUUGGCUGAGGCCGCAUGGUGAAAUCCCAUCACAUCAGCCUUCUUGUGUUACCUCUCUCCCUGUAGUAUCUGUCCCAGCAUGACAUUUCCUUUGACUGUGUGGCACGAACUGUGGUCAGAACUUUGACUAUGCUUGUGAUGAAGGUAGCCAGCCUCUCGAGGAGAUAUC